Molecule: messenger RNA, 716 nt
Organism: Cyclopterus lumpus (lumpfish)
Lineage: Eukaryota; Metazoa; Chordata; Actinopteri; Perciformes; Cyclopteridae
Gene: dnajc5aa
Product: DnaJ (Hsp40) homolog, subfamily C, member 5aa
Exons: 5
Coding region: 117-716 (199 amino acids)
Biological process (GO): regulation of synaptic vesicle cycle
Cellular component (GO): presynapse; intracellular membrane-bounded organelle; membrane
Source: RefSeq, a predicted model, not a curated record
GUUACGUGCGAGAUGCAGCCACAGUGACGCUACACUGUCGAAAUAAUAUAACCUGCUGGGAUCGUUAGUGUUGCAGUGCAUCAGAGCCGACUUUAAGCCUGUGGACGUGAGGCAUCAUGGCUGAGCAUCAGAGGCAGCGCUCUCUGUCCACCGCCGGGGACUCUCUCUACCUUGUGCUGGGAGUUGAGAAGGUUGCUACGUCAGAUGAUAUCAAGAGAUCUUACAGGAAACUGGCGUUGAAGUUCCACCCUGACAAGAAUCCCGACAAUCCAGAGGCAGCCGAUAAGUUCAAGGAGAUAAACAACGCUCAUUCGAUUUUGAAUGACCCCACAAAGCGUAAUAUCUAUGACAAAUAUGGUUCUCUGGGACUAUAUGUGGCUGAGCAGUUCGGAGAGGAGAAUGUCAACACUUACUUUGUCCUUUCAAGCUGGUGGGCAAAGGCUCUGUUUGUAUUCUGCGGUCUGGCCACUGGCUGCUACUUCUGUUGCUGCCUAUGUUGCUGCUGUAACUGCUGCUGUGGCAAGUGUAAACCACGACCUCGGGAGGGCCAGGAACAGGAGUUUUACGUGUCCCCCGAGGACCUGGAGGCUCAGCUGCAAUCUGAUGAGAGAGAGGCCGGAGGUGACCCUAUAAUGCUGCAACCAUCAGCAACGGAGACAACCCAGUUAACAUCGGAUGGGCACCACUCCUAUCACACCGACACUGGCUUCAACUAA